AUGCAAACGCAUAACAAGCCCCUGGGGAGUAGUGAGAGCGAAGAGGUCCAGACCCAAGCCGGAAGAACCUGCAAGGGUGCCAGUAUCGGAAAAUUAGACAGGGCCCCGGAAGAGCUCCAAGCCGCGGCGCUACGGAUGCACGAAGCGAAACCCGGCAGAGUCUCGAAGACCCAGUAUUGA
This is a messenger RNA of Penicillium antarcticum, 180 nucleotides long. RefSeq lists its product as uncharacterized. The coding region runs from base 1 to 180 and encodes 59 amino acids. The record is from RefSeq and is a predicted model, not a curated record. The transcript has a single exon. Lineage: Eukaryota; Fungi; Ascomycota; Eurotiomycetes; Eurotiales; Aspergillaceae.